AUUUCAGACUGUACCAUUCACAAUUUCACACCCAGUGCAAAAGUGAGUUGUAAACCCACAUCAGACAUGCAGGAGAUUGUCCAUCGCAGUUCUCCAAAUGACAUUUAAUGUUAAUAAUAUUAGCUAUGUAUUAAGCACGUGUUAAAGAUUACAAUCUGCCCCCCCCCCUGCCCGGUCACUGAAGGUUUCUCUCGGUUCUGUUGCACAGCCGACUGCUUAUGCUGCUGCUGCCGUCGUUAGCCGAGUAUUGAGCUACCAGCUGACCUACUUUCCUCUGUUCUCAGCCACUCAGUCCUGUUUACAAGCCACUGCCAGCGGAGGAUGUGGAGUACAGUGCCUGGAAAAAUAGACGGACACAGCCCACCGAGACCACGAAUGGGGGAUCUGGCCGUGUGUUGUUGAUACAUUGGGACUGUCAAAGCCGCAGACAAGCUCACCGGUGAUUCGUAACAGCACGUUAAUAACUUAGGCGUUGUUAUACAAUUUAACGCUUUCCGCGCUCUCGCCUGGUCCGUCAGACGCUGGGAGCUGCUGCGAUCAGCUGCUAUGUUGUAGUUUUUUAAUUCUCUUCCUUCAAGAAAAUGACUGGAUCGGCUGAAGUUACAUGUGGAUUUUUGUUUCUGCUGGAGAGCCGCUUUCAAGGACUUGGCGUUUCUUUGGUGGACUGGAGGCAGUGGUGGGUAGCUGGUCCGUGGUAGGAUUUUCCACAAGAGUGUUCAGACAAGGUCAGCGCGGAUGGGACUUAUAAGACUUCAGAAAGGGCCUGGUUGGGAAAGGGUGUGAGAAUGGACAACCUUUCUGACUUUGGUGUCCCUUGCUCAUCCGCCCACAGGGAAUGGGACACCAACAGCUGCGUGGACGAUUUAAUGGAUGAUGACGAGAAAGACAGGGCAAAAAGGGCAUCCCGUAACAAAUCGGAAAAGAAAAGAAGAGACCAAUUCAAUGUGCUCAUCAAGGAGCUAUGCACUAUGCUGCAGGGCCAAGGCCAUCCACGCAAGAUGGACAAGUCCACCAUACUGCAGAGAACUAUUGAUUUCUUGCAGAAACAGAAAGACAUCACUGCACAGAAUGAAACCUGCGAUGUGAGACAGGACUGGAAGCCUUCGUUCCUCAGUAAUGAGGAGUUCACUCAGCUAAUGCUGGAGGCCCUAGAUGGUUUCUUGGUAGCAUUAACUACAGAUGGAAACAUCAUAUACGUAUCUGACAGUGUGUCUUCACUUACUGGCCAUUUACCGUCAGAUAUGGUGGACCAAAAUAUCUUGAAUUUCCUCCCGGAGCGGGAACAUGGGGAGGUGUAUAAGCUGCUAUCAUCCCACAUGCUGAUGACUGACCCCAUUGCUGCUGACUUCCUUGACAGUGAGGCACAUAUUGAAUUUUGCUGUCAUCUAGCCAGAGGUAACAUUGACCCCAAAGAGCCACCUGUGUACGAGUAUGUCAAGUUUGUUGGAGAUUUCAAGUUUCAUAACAAUGUGCCUAGAUCUUGUAACGGACUUGAGUUGACGCUACCAAGAAGCCUACAGUCAGCAUUGGAGGAGCAGGUCUGCCUCAUCGCUACUGUACGAUUAGUCACUCCACAGUUUCUCAAGGAUUUGUGUAAUGUGGAAGAUCCUUGUGAUGAGUUCACUUCCAGACACAGCCUUGAAUGGAAGUUUCUGUUUUUAGAUCACAGAGCUUCACCAAUCAUCGGCUAUUUACCCUUUGAGGUUCUUGGAACGUCCGGCUAUGAUUACUAUCAUGUAGAUGACUUGGAGCUUAUAGCUCAGUGUCACAAUCAGUUAAUGCAGUUUGGAAAAGGUAAAUCGUGUUACUAUCGCUUCCUGACCAAAGGGCAGCAGUGGAUUUGGUUGCAGACUCACUACUACAUCACUUACCACCAGUGGAACUCCAAGCCUGAGUUCAUUGUCUGCACUCACACUGUUGUCAGUUAUGCUGAAGUGCGAGCUGAAAGGAGGAGAGCAUUUGGCCUUGAAGAGCUCUCUCCACCUGAGAUAGCUCCCUCCUCUGUGAAGGCUCAGGAGCUGUACUUGGACAUCUGCUCCACACUGGACCCUACACGGGACAAAAACAGUGGUGCACGUUCGGUAUCCUCCCACAGCUCCCGGAAGUCCUCCCACACAGCGCUGUCAGACUCUGCAUCUAACUCCUACACAGAGGCCUGCACACCAUCGUGGCAGUCUGCUUCCAUUGGGACGGAGAAGACUUCUGCCAGACUCCAGCCUAGUAGUUCAAAGAAUUUGGCACAAAGACAAAAUUCCUUUGAUCUCGCACCCCAAAUGAGCCUCCCCCUUUCUCCUACCUGCAGCAAGCACUCCGCAAUGCAACAGCAAGCACAGCAGCAGCCUCAUCCGCAGUCGCCCAUGUAUCCGCUGCCGCAGCCUCAGCUCGGAGUGAUGAACCAGCUGAAGGAGCAGCUGGAGGAGAGGACCCGAAUUCUGCAGGCUGACAUUAAGACACAGCAGCAAGAGUUGCAUGACAUUAAGGAAAAGCUUCAGUUGGCUAACCUCCAGAUGCUGUUACAGCAGCCUAUCCACGAUGACUUUGGCCAGGCCCAGCAGCAGCCUCAGCAGCAGGGCCUGGGCAGGCCGGCCCAGCAGAGCCAGUCAGGGGUGAUCAGGCAGCACACAGGCCACCCAAAACCACCAGCCUGCGGGGCCCACAGCUCGUCCCCUCACUCACUCCUGAGAGAGAACAGCUCACCCUCGACACAGGUCCAGCAGAGAAGUGCGCGGGGCGGCCAAGUGCAGGCAGUGAGUCUGCCCGUGCAGACGAACACGAGUCUGACGAUGCCCUUCUACAGCAACCCCAUGAUGUUCUCGCAGAGUAACACGCGGCCUCUGCAGGACGCAAACCAAAGACACACAGAAAACGAUUUCAACCAAGAUGGACAACUACGCAUGCUUCUCAACCAACCAAUGCAGACGCUGGUUCCCACUAGCAGUGUCACCUCACAGCCUUCCCAGUGCAACAUGGGCAUCUCCCAAACCAUAUACACCUUGGAGCAGCAGAUCAUCGCCCCGUCGUUCUCCAUGCAACAGGUCAACUGCAACGCUGUCCUUGUGCCCUCCCCGGUCUUCACGUCACCCAUCAUGUUCCCACACAACAGUUUCAUCCCACCCCAGUCUCAGUCAACCUACAACACUCAGCCUCAGGCCUCCCAGCACUCCCUUCAGCUACAACAGCCCCAGCAGUUCUUUCAGAUGACUCAAGGACUUGUACAUGGCGGUUCUACUCCAGCAUUCUUACACGCCACUAACGUUCCACAGCAAAGCACUGUGGGAUACAUCCAGCAGCAGCCGCAAGCACAGCAGCAGCAGCAGCAAAGGCAGUACCAACAUUCCCAAAACCAGACAGGCAGUGUUUCAGACUUCCGAAAUAUGCUGACCCGGUAGCGCUGUGGACUCUGUCAUAGCGCUGAGGUCUCCCUCUGUGUCGUCGCCAUGUUGGCAGCAGCACGCUGUGGCGUUGGAAGUCAAACUUGACGUCAUGUUCUGCAAGAGAAAUGCUGGAAAGUGGAAAAUCGCUGGUAGUGACCCUUUUGAUGUGAAGCUGCCUGUUCAGAGGAAGGAGUGGAGCGAUAAAAACCACAAGCAGAAGCUGCACUGACCUGACGUCAGUCCCGGCCGUCAGCCUGAGGGGCUGAGCCCACUUCACGCUCAGUCGUCAGUCAGUGACGCUGCUGGAACAAGUGGAUUAUCAAAGCUCUCAAGAAGACACAAUUUUCACAUGUUUACAUGUGGACGUUUUCAUCUAACACAAGAGAGUUCCCUUCUUAGUGUCUGUUUGCACUUUGUACCACCACCCCCCUGAAGUAGAAUAUUUAUUUUUGCCCAUGAAUUAAUAUUCAAUUUUUCUCUCUAAUAAUGGCUUAUCAGUGAGAUUAGUUUUCAAACCUAAAGCUUGACGCCCCCUCCCCAGCCACCUAAUAUCCCCCCUGGUCAGAUCUUUAGCUCCAAUGAAAAUGCUUCAUCUCAUGAGGGAAUGACAUCAGUGUGUUUCAGGUGGCAGACAUGAGGUGUCGCUCCCAUUUUGUCCCACCAAGCAAAGAUUUAUUUGCAGGAAUGUUUGUGGCAAGUUGCUUGAGAGGAGCUUUACAGCUUUAUGAUUGUGGCACAUGCAGUAGUGAGAUGACGAUCAUAUCUAACAUAAGGUGUAAUCAGAUGUAACAUGCUACUACACUGGGAAACUGGGGGGAGGGGAGAUCCUCCACUAACUAGAAAGGUCUAUCUAGAUUUUUAAAGCCUCAAUCUGGGACUGACGAUGGAGUGUUACGACUAUCACACCUCUUCUCACAGAGAUUAACGGCAAAACUCGGAAGUCCUGAUGCUUCUGAUGAGCUCUGCAGCACGACACUUCAAGUGAAAAACAAGCUACCAGAGGGGGGGGGGGGAUAAUGUGUGCCUUUUAACCGUGGUGCGUCCGUGGUCAGUUUGAUAGUUUUGUCUGAUUACGGCUUUAAAAAUCCAGCUCAGGUCCAUUUGGAAUACAAAGUUAUAUUUUCAUAGGUCAUAAUUUAUUAUUUUCCGCAUCAGAUUAAAACAAAGGACAUCUAGAUUUGUAUUGGAUAUAUUACAAAUAUAUAUUGGCUGCUUUUUGCAGCCGUGAACAUCUGAAUUUCCCAAAUCUUUCUUUAAAGAUGGUAUCUAAUAAGAUUCAUUUAACUAUUUACUGAAACCCUAAUGAAAUGAUUUCAUGUUUUAUUUAUUACAGAUAUAUUAGAAAAAAAUAUAUCAGAUAAGAAACUAGUUUUAUAUAGAUUUUAUGUUCCUACAGACAUUAAAAGGUCAACACUGGUCUUAAUGUCUCACCCCAUCAUGCUCUUAUGAGAAGAGUGCACCGCCUCUGAUCUGUGUGUUUUCCACGAGCAUCUCCGAAACAGUGAGAAGAGAUUUUCUGUUGCCCUGUUUGUUUAAGUCUGGUCAUUUGAUCGCAUCAGUUCAAACGAAUGAAAUCAUGACAUUUCGCUGAGCAGCUGGGCUCAUUGACAAGUGAAUAACACACUGCUUCCUGUUAUGAUUGUGAUCUCAUUGGGAACAAAGAGCAGAUAAUUCAUUUACCUUGGAAACAUGGCCACCUUCAAUGUGCUUCUUUGUGAAAUAUAAUACAACAAAAACACUAAAUUUGUCUUUAUGUUGAAUUAUCAAACGUUGGUCUUUCAUAUGUCUGAGAGAGAUUUGCGGAGUCUGUUCUGUCUCUAUGUCAAGAUCUCGUUCCUUACACACUGUGUGCUGGUUUUAACUGUGUGUGUGUGAGACAAUCUCCUGAGUUGUUAGUAACAUAAAGGUUGAUGCGCUGAGAUGACAGUUGUAACAGACGGAGGUCAGGAGGGGUUCGGUGGAGCCAGAUUUGCAGUUGAACGAUGUCAAGGAAGAAAACGUACGUGCCUCUCUUUCUGUAAUGACAAUCACACACUACUUGUAACAUUUUACUGUGCAGGACCUGUCUGUGUCAGAGUCUGACCUUAUGAUUAUUUAUAUCCAUCUUCUACCUUUUAAAUUUGUGUUACAUUUUAGUUCCCUACAGGUGCAUAUUGCAUUCACUUGAGAAAAAAAUUCCUGCUCUUUUUUUUUAAAUUUACAAGAUCAUUUUCUGUUGUCAUGACAAAAAACAAUCUGCUCUGUUUUUAGGAAAUUAACGAGAGCUGAUUUGUUUUUCUUGUGAAAACUGGGGCAGACUGUUUUCCCGUGAAAACUAAAUUCAGUAAAAUAGCAAAAAAAAUUCUCAUGAAAGUAGAAAAUUAUGUUGUCAAUUCAGAAAAUGUUAAAUGCAAUAUGCUUCCGUAGUUCUCGGAUAGUUUUAGCAGACACACUUGAUUCAAAUUGGCCCCAUUCAAGACCGACGCUGUUCACAUUGGACGAUAAGACUCAAAUGUCAUAAUACUCUGUGUGUAUGUUUAGUGCAGUUUCACACUUCCUAUGUGCAAUGUCAUUUUGAAAAGAAAAAGAAUGUUAAUUUAUACUGUUUUAAAUGUUUCAGAACAGAUGUACGAUGUAUAUAGAAGUGUAUAAUAAGCCAUUGUACCAUGUAAAUUAUAUGGAAAUAUUUUUUUAAUGAAAUUGAAACAUUCCUUCAGCAGUCGAUAUAAGCGGUAUCUUUAUUUAAAAAGGUACAGCGUGUGUCCACUGAAGGCUACGAUCACAAUGAUUACACAGGACUUGGUCUGCAUGGGAUUGUGCCGCAGUGUUGGCUUCAGAAACAUCACGGAAAAUGAAAACCAAUGGAGAGAAAAAAGAAAUAAAAUUCAGAAUCUUAAUCUUUACGUCCUCAUCAAGCAGAAUUUCAGACACUUUUAGAGCAGCAACAGCUGUGUGGUGAUAAAAAACAGCUGCGUCUUUAAAAAGGGUAAUUCAGCCAUGAGUGACUGAAGUCAUUUCUGCUUUCAGUUAAAUUGGUUUCAGUCUUUUUCAAGAUAAAGUGCAAUUGUAAACAGUCAUGAAAAUAUAUUUUAGAUGGGAUGUGUCAGUCUCUCUACAUAAGUCUCCAAACUUUCUCAUGUUUGAAUACAGAAACAAUAAAGUGACGACCCGUAGCCAGCGACUAAGAGGUGCCAUAGACGACUAUAAUUCUGUUUUCAUUCAUUAUUUCAAGAUAUUUAUCAACCUUUCGGGAAGUGCAAGUAAAGAUUUCUCCUUGAGGUUGUUUUCCAUAGUCACACACCAGAUCCAAUUUUCAGUCCACGUCUGUAUAACUAUAUAUUUGUUUAUUUUGCCUUGCUAAGGUGGGCGACUUCAGUUCUACUCAUUAAACACAGUGCAUUGUGCUCCAGCUGUGGGUUAAAUUAUUUUUGCUUUGGACAAAUCACCAGAAUGAUGGAUGGGCUUUUAUUUUUUUGGUGUGAAUUGUAAAUAAUCCCUCUGCUCUGUAAGGACAGUUUUUCUUUGAGUUAAACUCUCUCCACAUCUGUAGCUGCUGCACCUUUUUAUUUUAUGUUUCUUUCCUCAAACUGUCAGCUUUUCUUCUUCAUGGGCUUUUCAUCGAGUCUCUAUGCCCUUCGAGGGCAUGUGGUUUUUAAGUCACAUUUAAACUUGUACUUUUUUCUGAUUUGUAAAACGGUGACUGACGCCACGAGUGUGAGCCGUGACGUCAGAUCAGCGCUCUCUGUGUGAGAUUUGCCAGGACAUGAACAAAACACACCUGGUACACAGCCAUUUCUGUUGUUUCCGUGCAGAAACAAACAUUGAAUAUAUUGUAUAAUAGAAUGUAAAAAAAAGUUUAGACUACAUAGUUGUUUAUUUUAUAUGUCUAAUAGAUUACAUAUGUAUGUUACAUGAUUUUAAAAAUUAAAGUAAUUUUGUAACAGAUAAUGAAGUGUCUUAUUAGAGGAGGUGAGGCUUUUUUGCGAGUUCGAGUUGGUGUUGCACAGUCACUUGUACGGCUUGUUUUCUUUCUGUAUUUACCAACAAAAUAAGCUUUAAAAAUAUUGUUAAUAUUGUUUUAAAAGAAAUUAACAAAUUAAGUUUACAUUCUAAAAUAUAUUGAUAUUAUGCUAUAUUGAAUUAUUUAUAAAUCAACCUGGAUAUUGUGAAAUAUUUGAAAAUAAAUAUUUUAAACAUAUGUAUUGUUAUUCUGAGCAAACUGUUUACAAAGCAAAUGAUUCAUGUACAAGUGUGUUUCUCAGCUGUGUGUUCUGAAUGCAGGAAUAUUUUCACUGAAGAAACGUGAAUCAAUCUAUGAAAAAUGAUACCAGCACUUGUAAUUUUCAACACUUCUCAGAGGAUUAUAUAUUGUUUCAUUAAAGAAUUUGUUAAGUUAUUUAGACCUUAAUUACUGGCUACCAAAAAAAUCAAAUUAUUAUUUUCCUGAAUAAACAAAUCACAAAAUGUUUGAGACAAAGACAUCACAUCCAAAACUCCCGUUACAGAAUUUAUUUACCGGUGACGUUUCGAGCAACAAGGCUUUUCCUCAGACUUCUGAUAAAGAACAGAGUCGCCAUCUUAAGUACCCACAAUCCAUUUAUUACAAAUCACAAGAUGUAUCAUCAAUAUGGAAUAUAAAAUACAGAAUAUGUACAUAUAGUAGAUAUCAUAAUGACACAUAGAAACAUAGUCCAUAUGAACUGGCAUACAAAGGGAAAACCAACAGAUCUAUAAAAACUUGUAUUGCACAACAACGUAGUAACGUGAGUAUUGAGACUUUAAAAAAUACCACACAGAGGUUGAGUUAUUAACUCUGCAAUUAAAAUGUGAACUUUUUUGGAUUUUUCUCUCAAAAGGUUUAAAUAAAGACUUUCAUAUUAGACCAUU
This is a messenger RNA of Hippoglossus stenolepis (Pacific halibut), 8240 nucleotides long. RefSeq names its product neuronal PAS domain protein 2 (gene npas2). Gene Ontology annotation, biological process: regulation of transcription by RNA polymerase II; circadian regulation of gene expression. Gene Ontology annotation, cellular component: CLOCK-BMAL transcription complex; cytoplasm; nucleus. Lineage: Eukaryota; Metazoa; Chordata; Actinopteri; Pleuronectiformes; Pleuronectidae. Gene Ontology annotation, molecular function: RNA polymerase II cis-regulatory region sequence-specific DNA binding; DNA-binding transcription factor activity, RNA polymerase II-specific; protein dimerization activity. The coding region runs from base 786 to 3389 and encodes 867 amino acids. The transcript has 22 exons. The record is from RefSeq and is a predicted model, not a curated record.